Chilo suppressalis (striped riceborer) is the source of this 384-nucleotide messenger RNA. The record is from the annotation of a GenBank genome assembly. Lineage: Eukaryota; Metazoa; Arthropoda; Insecta; Lepidoptera; Crambidae.
AUGGCUAAGUAUAUAGCACAAAUUAUAGUUUUGGGUGUACAAGUGGUAGGCAAAGCUUUCGCAAGGGCACUGAAGCAGGAAAUAGCAGCAUCCCAAGAAGCUGCUAAAAGAGCUGGUGGAGGUCCAGAGGGUGCUAGAAGAGCAGCAGCAAACGCAUCUACAGGCUUAUCUUUGGAGGAAGCUAUGCAAAUCCUGAAUUUAGACAAACUAGAUCCAGAACAUGUCAAGAAAAAAUAUGAACAUUUGUUCACAGUAAAUGAUAAAGCAAAAGGUGGCUCUUUUUAUUUGCAAUCAAAAAUAGUGAGAGCAAAGGAGAGGAUAGACGUUGAAUUCAAACAAAAGGAACCUAAACAAGAACAAAGUCAGCCAAAAGAUUCCUCAUGA